AUGGCCAAUUCCGCUGAUGAAAACGUACCAGAUCCUGAAAAGAAAAAGUAUUUCAAAGUUCAAGCAAAUCAUACUGCUCCAUUAGGAUAUAAGUACACGAAGGAUGACAUCAAAAACAGGAAAGAAACGUCUUUGAAACGAAAACGAUGGGAAGAGCACAAUCAGCGUUUAUCAACAGAAAAAAUUAAAAGAUCAAAUAUUUUGCGUCAUACCAUCAGCGGCACAUUGUUGCAGCAAGAGUCUGGAACUUUACUCACCUCAAGGAGUCUAGUUUUUGAGCAACGUGAAGCGACGUGUGCCAGGCUAUUUUCUAGGAACUGCCUAGUAGAUUUGGCUAGCUCCGAUGUCAAAUACCCAGUGUCUAGGUUUGCCAGAGACCCUUGGAGUGGGAAUCUCUUGGUUGCUAUUAAUACAGCGUCGUGUUUUAAUCUUCUCGUGUCAUCAAAUGGCCAAACCGGAGAAACCGUGCAUAUCUCAAUGUCUAGGCUCUUCAAUCCCUCAGAUCCGCAACCCGUCACCCAAUACGUAGUCGAUGCCGCAACCACAUUUUGCUAUCCCGGUUCCAUUGUGUGGUGCUCUGCUGCUUGCCCUAGCAGCACAGAGAGCAUUUUCGCGGCUGGUAAAUCCAAUGAGUUGCUAUUAGUCACGGGGAUAGAAUCAUCCUGGAACAUACGAUCCUUCAAAAUGUCACCGUGUGCUGAUGUCAUGGCCGUUGAAUGGCUGGCGCCUCAAGUGGUCAUGACAGGGCUGAAAAACUCCCUGGUGCGGCUCUAUGAUCUGCGGAGCCGGGAUACGGCGUCGAGACUGCAACAUCCACAUGGUGUAUAUAAGAUUCGGAAGGUAGAUGACUGGAGAAUCGUGGUUGCUGGAGCUCAGAAGAAUCUCCACAUGUACGAUCUCCGCUUUACCCCGAACACCAUCUCCGAAUAUCCUCAACCCAAUAAACCAACCCACACCUGGACAAAGCCAUAUCUUUCCUUUCCUGACUAUGCAAAUGACCUUAUCUCUCAUGACGAGCUAGAUAUAAGUGCGGAACUCGGUCUUCUCGCAUGUGGUUCCCAAUCUAACAGGAUCCAACUCUUCUCCCUCAGCACGGGCAAACUGGUUAUGCCACCACCCCUUUUCCCGUCUUCCUUGUCAUCCAUCCCGACACCUCAACAAGUACCCACUUCGUCAUCCAUCCCAAAUCAUUCACAGGGCGUUACAGAAUCGGGCAAUUCCGCCUGCAAGGACGUGCCGAUGACGCACAUCCAGUACGCGAAUCGGAUCAGAUGUUUGCGCUUUGAAAAUCUUGACGCAUUUCCAACCGUCAAUGGCGGGAUCAGCGCAGGGACGCCAAGUUUGUUGGUUAGUGCGGGGUCUACGGUUGAGGAGUGGCGCAUGUGA
This is a messenger RNA of Paracoccidioides brasiliensis Pb18, 1386 nucleotides long. RefSeq lists its product as uncharacterized. The coding region runs from base 1 to 1386 and encodes 461 amino acids. The transcript is spliced from 7 exons. The record is from RefSeq and is a predicted model, not a curated record. Gene Ontology annotation, cellular component: Cul4-RING E3 ubiquitin ligase complex. Gene Ontology annotation, molecular function: protein binding.